AUGCUUCGUUCUGAAGAGAUGUGUUCUAUUGCACUCUAUCUGAAUGGAAAUGGAAUCAGAUCAACGAUGGAUGACCUAGGCAGAAUGGACAUCAUCCAGAUCAAGAAGAAUCCAGUUAAAAAGAGCCAGACUGAAAAUGUCAGCCUGAAGAAUGCUGAGAGAGUUGAGCAGCAACUCGCCUACCUCAAAAUAGGCGCAUUCAACGAGAAGGCGGCUGAGAUGUCAUUUGAUCAGGCAGCAGCUGAAAUCACAAAGAGCUACAAGAAAAUGGUUGAUCUGAGACACAACGAGAAGGAUCUGAGAGCAAAGAAGGCUCAUUUGGAAGAAGAGUAUUUGAUGGCAAAAGAGGCGUAUCAUUUUGUAGAGGACGUGAACAGGGGAAAGAGCAUCAGGUUUGUGACAUGCAUUGUGGAGAGAGACAAGAAGUUUCUGAUCAAAAAGGUGCUUAGAACGACGAUGAAGAGGAAUUGCUACGUGAAAAUGGUUGAUGUUGAAUCAAAAUACGGUACAAUUCCAUUGAGUGUCUUCAUUGUCUAUGUUUACGGGGAUGAUCCAGAAAGAAGAGCCAAGGAAGUUAUUAGAACGAUGGGUGGACGCAUUCUGGAGACUGAGAAGGAGACAAGGACGCUUCAUGGGAUACUGGAAACCAAAAGAGCACUGAGGGAGAUUGGAAGAAGUCACCGUGAAAUGAAGAAGGAAAUAGCGGUAAAUGAGGGCUGUUUGAGGGAGAAAUACAAAGGGUGGCUUCAGACUGUGAGCAAAGAAAGACGCAUUUGCGAGGCCAUAAACAGCCUGGAAUCGAGCAAGGCUGUUUCAUUUGAAUCGGUUGAUGACGUACGAGAUGUCUACUACACUGGAGAGGCGUGGAUUCGUGCAGCAGAUCUUGGUCGCCUGAAAGCGGCCACCAGUCGCAGAACAAGGGGCUUCUACUGCGAGGAGAUCAAAACAAGGGCGGAUGAGACAGUUCCAACGCAUUUCAGGCUGAAUGAGUUCACCCGUGGAUUCCAAAACAUCACCAACGUAUUUGGAAUACCAAAAUAUCAGGAAAUCAACCCAGCCAUCUUCAUGGUGUUCACAUUCCCAUUCAUGUUCGGUGCCAUGUUUGGAGACGUCUGUCAUGGACUGAUUCUCCUCUUCAUCUCCUCGUACAUGAUCAGAAAUUUCAAUGCCUACGAUCACAAUUGUGGGGUAUUUCAGAUUCUGCUUGAAGGCCGCUACAUCGUCCUCUGCUGCUCAUUGGCCACAAUUUGGUUUGGCCUCCUCUACGGUGACUUUGCUGGAACCAGCAUCGCCCUCUUCAGGUCGCAAUUUGAGACUGGUCGAACGUAUCCAUUUGGAAUUGAUCCAAUUUGGCACCACGCUGAAAACUCAAUGACAUUCACUAACUCCCUCAAAAUGAAAAUGAGUCUCAUUAUUGGAUUCAUUCACAUGUCAACUGGAUCAGUGAUAUCACUGCUGAAUGCAAGACACUUUCAGGACACCCUGACAUUCUACGCAGUGGCUCUCCCCCAAUUCAUCGCAUUUGGCCUCUUUCUUGGCUAUUUGGUCUUCCUCUGCCUCUACAAGUGGCUUGUUACGGUUGAUCACCCCUCUUUGGUUGAAGUACUGAUUGGAAUGUACACUGAUCCAUUCAAUAAUACAAAUCAGAUGUACAGUGGACAGCUCUACGUCCAACUGUUCAUUCUGGCUGUCAUUCUCCUCUGUGUCCCAUGGAUGUUCUUCUCUAAGCCACUCUUCUCAAUUCUACGUCACCGUGUUAAGGGUGAUCAAAUACUUGAUUUAUGGAUCAAUAGUGGAAUACACACAAUUGAGUUUGGAUUGGGUCUCAUCAGCAACACAUCAAGCUACCUGCGUCUAUGGGCAGUAUCACUCGCCCAUGUUCAACUAACAGGAGUACUCCACCAGUUUACAAUUGGAGCAGGUGGAAUAUUCUACAAGGUGGCAAUUGCACCAGUCUACGCAUUGGCCACUCUUCUGCUUCUGAUUGGACUUGAGGGGCUUUCAAGCUGUCUCCACGCUCUCAGGCUGAAUUGGAUUGAAUUCUUCAGCAAAUUCUACACCGGUGGUGGUGAAAAAUUUGAUCCACUGGGAUUCGAACUCACCUACGAUGAGAUCCACGAUGAGUAA
Messenger RNA from Enterospora canceri, 2127 nucleotides. The record is from the annotation of a GenBank genome assembly. Lineage: Eukaryota; Fungi; Microsporidia; Enterocytozoonidae.